Molecule: messenger RNA, 1271 nt
Organism: Coturnix japonica (Japanese quail)
Lineage: Eukaryota; Metazoa; Chordata; Aves; Galliformes; Phasianidae
Gene: TGFA
Product: transforming growth factor alpha
Biological process (GO): epidermal growth factor receptor signaling pathway; positive regulation of mitotic nuclear division; positive regulation of cell population proliferation
Molecular function (GO): growth factor activity; epidermal growth factor receptor binding
Source: RefSeq, a predicted model, not a curated record
GUGGGCCGGCGGCCAGCAGCAGCUGCAGGAAUGCACUUUGCGGUCGGUGAAGCAAUCCGGCAGCGCGAUGGAGCAGAUAGGGGAGCAAGGAGGAGGGAAGGGCAGCUUCAAACCUUCCCCCAUCCUCCCCGUCCCUCCAGCCGAGGGAACGAUCCGCCGAGCGCAGCGGGACAGCGCGCACCGAGCGCUGCCGUCGGGGGGAGCUCGGAACCGGGCACCGCGGGGCCGGGGGCCUCGUAGCUCCGCCCCGGGGCCGUCGGGGAGUCCGCGCCCAUUUCCGCCGGCUCGGAGCCCGGCCCCUCGGCCGAACUGGGCGCUACGAACCGCCAGCUCCGCCGCCACCACCGCCACCGCCACCAGGAUGACGGGAGAGGCGGCUGCGCUGGCGCUGGGCAUGCUGGUGGCUGUGUGCCAUGCCCUGGAGAACACAACGUCAGCGCUGAGCGAUCCCCCAGUGGCAGCGGCUGUGCGGUCACACUUCAAUGAGUGCCCCGACUCCCACCGGCAGUUCUGCUUCCAUGGGACGUGCCGCUUCCUGGUGCAGGAGGACAAGCCGGCGUGUGUGUGCCACUCAGGCUACGUGGGGACGCGCUGUGAGCACGCCGACCUGCUGGCCGUGGUGGCCGCCAACCAGAAGAAGCAGACGAUCACCGCGCUGCUGGUGGUGGCCGUGGUGGCCUCAGCGGUGCUCAUCGCCGCCUGCGUGCUCGUCCACUGCUGCCGGCUGCGGAAGCGCUGCGGGUGCUGCCGGGUGCCGCUCUGCGGGCAGGAGAAGCCAUCGGGGCUGCUGAAGGGAGGAGCGUCCUGCUGCCAUACUGAGAGUGUUGUCUGACGGAGCCAACGCUUCCCAGUGGGACCCGGGGACAGACACCGCUUCUCCUUUGGUUUCCCCUUUUCUCCCUUUUAUUUUUCCCUCUUACUUUUGUCCUCCCCUCCUUUUCCGGGGAACACCAAUGGGGGAAGCACCCCAAUGGCUGCAGCACUCCCAGCACCGCUCCCAGUGCUCCCAGUACUCCCAGUCUGUCCGACAAUCCACCUCCCACCACCACAACUUUCAGCCCAGACUGCUGGAAAUGGAAGGGGGAGGAAACACCCCCAAAUCCCCCCCUGCUGCCGCCUCUGGGAAGCAUCACUGCUGGUGGUUGGGCUUAUUUUUUGCUCAGAUACUUCCAGUUUUUUCUCCCUCCUCUUCCCCCUUUUCUCCUCCUUUCCUCCCUUCUUUCUCCCCCCUUCCCCUCUUUCUUUCUCCCCAUUCCCCCCUUCUUUCUCCC